Messenger RNA from Staurois parvus, 342 nucleotides. The record is from the annotation of a GenBank genome assembly. Lineage: Eukaryota; Metazoa; Chordata; Amphibia; Anura; Ranidae.
UCCCACUCUAACUGUGCAUGCGCGGCACAGCGAUCGGUGCUGUGUCCAAUCACAGCUGAACACAUAGGGGACAUCAGUGCCCUGAUGAUCAGUGUAGCCCCAUCAAUGCCACCUGUAAGUGCCUAUCAAUGCUACAUACCAGUGCCCAUCAGUGCACAUCAAUGCCACAUAUCAUUGCCUACCAGUGCAUAUCAAUGCCACAUAUCGGCACCCAUCAGAGCUGCCUUUAAGUGCCACCUUUUAGUGCCAGUCAGUGUCGCCUAUCAGUGCCGCUAGUCAGUGCCACCAAUCAGUGCCACCUAUCAAUGCCAGUUAGUGCCGACUAUCAGUGUCAGUCAGUGC